AUGCUUGCGCUGCGUCGACGACCAGCGCGACGCGCAGUAGCAGCAUCGUCUCUACGCAUGCAGUGCUUUACUACAGCAUCUGCAAAUACUGAGAAAGAUAACAUACUAACACCGAGUACAGUCGGUCCUUAUAUGUCAAAGCGGCUAGAGGAAUUUCCACCAGAAAAAAUCCGCAACUUUAGCAUUGUGGCACAUAUUGAUCACGGUAAAUCGACGCUAGCAGAUCGAUUGCUGGAAAUGAGUGGCAAUAUCUCGCGUCAAGAGCGAGAGAGUGCUCAGUUUUUAGACAAUUUAAAGGUCGAACGAGAUCGAGGAAUUACAGUUAAAGCGCAGACAGCAUCAAUGGUGUACCGAGAUAGUACGACUGGAAAAACAUACAUGCUCAAUUUGGUUGACACACCAGGACACGUGGACUUCAGCUACGAAGUGAAUCGCUCACUUUCUGCCUGUGAAGGAGUUUUACUAUUAGUAGACUGUUCACAGGGAAUUCAGGCUCAGACGUUGGCUACGUAUUAUGCAGCAAAGGAGAGGAAUUUGCAUGUGGUACCAGUCUUGACAAAAAUUGACAUGCCACAUGCUGAAAUCGAUGACAAUAUCUUGAGUUUGUCGUCGUUGUUAGAUGUGGACCCGGAUGAUGUACUUUUGACCUCAUCAAAGAGUGGAGAAGGUAUUGAAAAUGUGCUCCCGACGGUAGUGAACAAACUGCCACCUCCGGUUGAGUGUAAUCCUAAUGCACCGCUUAGGUGCUUGCUAGUGGACUCAUACUACGAUGAUUAUCGUGGAACCGUGUGUCUUGUAAAGGUCGUUGAUGGUGCUAUUUUUCCUGGAGAUAAAAUUUAUAGUGCACAUUAUACAACAAAACAUGAUGUUCAGGAAACGGGGUUGCUGCUGCCUGGACGAUUUAAGACGAAGGGGUUAUACGCUGGCCAGGUAGGAUAUAUUAUUGCAGGUAUGAAAUCCACUACUGAAGCAAAAGUUGGAGAUACUUUUUUUCGUGAAGGCGCUGCAUCGGCAGAUUUGAAGGCACUGCCCGGUUUUCAAGAGGCUCGUAGCAUGGUUUUUGCAAGUAUGUACCCUACUGACGAAUGCAGCUUUGAUGAAUUGCGCUUUGCUAUUGAAAAGCUUACACUGAACGAUGCAAGCGUGACGACUCAGCAGGAAACUAGCGGUGCACUGGGUAUGGGCUUCCGCUGCGGUUUCUUGGGGCUUUUACACAUGGAGGUGUUUCAUCAGCGUCUUUCUGAUGAGCAAGGAAUACAGGUUAUGGUCACAGCGCCGAUGGUACCGUACACUGUGAUUGAUUCAACAGGAGAACACUUUGCUGUUGAAACCCCUGCCGCGUUUCCAGAAUCAACAAAGUACUGCGAGAUCCUAGAGCCAGUGGUAGAGGCAUCAAUUAUCACUCCGGUGUCAUAUCUGGGUACCGUUUUAGCACUUGUUAAGGAGAAGCGCGGUGUUCAGACGAACCUUGUGUAUCUCGAGGAUGAGCGCGUCAUCGUAACCAUUAACGUACCGUGGCAAGAAGUCGUCACUAACUUUUACAACGAGCUCAAGAUAAUCUCCUCUGGCUACGCAACGCUCAACUACCGCGAAGUUGAACCACAAAAGUCAGAUAUUGUGAAAGUGGACUUACUGAUCAACGGAAAAGUGCUCGAUGCGCUAUCUUUUGUGUGUCAUCGAAGCCGCGCCACGCUCGAUGGCCGCGCAUUAUGUCAAAAGCUGAAGCGUGUUAUUGAUCGACAGCAGUAUGAAAUCUCUAUUCAAGCUGCAUUGGGUGGCAAAAUAUUUGCCAAGGAACGGAUUGCGCCAUAUCGCAAGGACGUACUUAUCAAAUCCGGCAAAACUGUUGGCGGAGGUGAUAGCACCCGAAAGAAGAAGCUACUAGCCAAGCAAAAGCAGGGCAAGCGACGCAUGCGAACGGUGUCGAACGUGCAGCUUUCGCAGGAUGCUUUUUGGUCUGUACUUUCCAAAUAA
Messenger RNA from Peronospora belbahrii, 1974 nucleotides. The record is from the annotation of a GenBank genome assembly. Lineage: Eukaryota; Oomycota; Peronosporomycetes; Peronosporales; Peronosporaceae.